This is a messenger RNA of Fomitiporia mediterranea MF3/22, 1347 nucleotides long. Its product is annotated as PALP-domain-containing protein. Bases 1 to 1347 code for a protein of 448 amino acids. Gene Ontology annotation, molecular function: cysteine synthase activity. The transcript is spliced from 13 exons. NCBI's taxonomy places the organism in Eukaryota, Fungi, Basidiomycota, Agaricomycetes, Hymenochaetales, Hymenochaetaceae. The record is from RefSeq and is a predicted model, not a curated record. Gene Ontology annotation, cellular component: cytoplasm.
AUGAGUAUUCUGGGUCAGACAUGGACUGCUCGUACUGGUGUAGGUCGACUCCUUCUGGGAAUCCUUAUUGGCGUCUCUCUAAGCCUGAGCACGGCAAGUCUAUAUAAAUUCUAUGGGACGCGCAGAAAGAGCAAAGGCCAAGAGUUGCCUGACCUUUCGUUUUCACAAAGACCGAUAGAAGUAAGGACCGACGAAAUCGUCAAAGGUGUUUCGGGACUCAUUGGAAACACACCUCUUGUCCGUAUAAAUUCGCUUAGCAAUGCCUUAGGAGUAGAAAUCGUUGGGAAAGCAGAGUAUCUUAAUCCAGGCGGAAGCGUCAAGGACCGCGUUGCUCAACGAAUGAUCGAUGAUGCGGAAAGUGAUGGGUUGCUUCAUCCGUACACUGGCUCCCGAAUAUUUGAAGGUACCGUUGGAUCAACUGCAAUAAUAAUGCCUGAUGACGUAGCAGAGGAAAAAGUCAAGGCAUUGGAAGCAUUGGGCGCUCAGAUUGAGCGGGUCCGACCGGCUAGUAUUGUUGACAAAAAACAGAACCUGGCUAGAGAACGAGCACGAGAAUUCGGAGGAACGGACGUCGUCGAAGCCGUGAAGUCUUCUAUCGGAUCGCCCGAGACGUCGUUCCCCAGCUCGUCGACCAUUGUAGUCACUUCAAAGGCGCAAGAACCAGAAGCCGAAAGAGCAUACGGAACACGCCAGGAUGAUCUUGAAACAAAGCCAAGAGGUUUCUUCGCGGAUCAGUUCGAGAAUCUGAGUAAUUUCGAGGCCCAUUACGACGGCACUGGUCCAGAAAUCUGGAGACAGACAAAUGGAAAAGUUUCAGCCUUCGUCUCCGGAGCCGGUACGGGUGGGACCAUCGCUGGAACUGGCAAGUUCCUGAAAGAUAUGGAUGACAAUGUCCUUAUCGUCUUGAGUGACCCUGACGGUUCGGGACUUUACAACAAGGUCAAGUUCGGCGUCAUGUAUGACGCAAAGGAAAGGGAGGGAACGAAACGUCGACAUCAAGUAGACACGGUCGUGGAGGGCAUAGGAAUCAAUCGCUUGACGAGCAACUUUGAACUCGCACUGCAUAUAAUUGAUGAUGCAUUCCGAAUAACGGACGCAGAAGCAGUUGCCAUGUCCCGCUAUGUCAUGCUGAACGACGGUCUUUUCUUGGGCUCCAGUAGCGCUUGUAAUCUUUUCGCGUGUGUCAAACUGGCAAAGAAAAUGGGCUGGUCUAAUGGGGAGCGCAUUGUGACUAUUCUGUGUGAUUCAGGGUCGCGUCAUCACUCAAAGGUUUGGAAUGAUGCGUAUCUGCAAAAAGUAGGCAUUCCGAUUGACACAACGAUGGUACAGAAUGCAUUGAAAGCGUAG